AUGUCAAAUAAGAUAACUGAAGGAUAUUUGAAAAACUUGAACCAUUCACAAACAAAUAUCAAUAUAAAAGAAAUGAAUCAAAAUCUACAAGACAAUAAAUAUGAUUUAGAUGGACAAAGUCUUUAUAUUUCUUCAUUGAAUGGAAUAACUUCAUCAUCUGUUAUACAAUCUAAUAAUUGUACAACAAAUCCUCGAGCUAAUAUACAUGCUAUUAUUCAGAAUUUAUUAACACGUCAUCAAACUGAUGAUAAUGAUAUAUAUAAACAUAAUAAUAGAACUAUACAAAAAUCUAUAGAUUAUAUUAGGUCAAAAAUAUCACCAUCUAUUGAUAAACAAGAAUGGAUUAAUCAAGAAUUGAAUAAUAAACAAUUAAAUAGGUUUAAUGAUAAUCAAUUUAAUGAAAUCACUUCAUCAAAUAUUGAUUUACGAAUGAAUAGUAUUACUGAUAAAUCAAUUAAUCAUUUAAAUAAAUAUUCUUUAUUAGAUCAAUCAUCACCUUAUCAUAUACAUUUUUCAUUAGGACAUAUUAAUACAAAUGAUAAUGAACAAUAUCAUAAAUUUUUAACAGUACCACGAAAAGAUCAUAUUAGUUUAAGUACAUUACGUCUUAAUCGUACUAGACAAUCUCUUACAUCUAAUAUAUCAAAUUCAUUAGUAAAAAUUAAUCAAUCUACAGAACAAUAUCAAAGUAUAAAUGAAAAUAUUGAGAAUAAAUAUCAGACAACAAGUAUCAAUUAUCAAUCUGAUAAAAAUUAUCCUAUUCCAAGAAAAAAACGUACACUUUAUUUAAAUAAUAAUAAUAAUUAUUAUACAGAAAAAGUAAUUGAAUCAUCACAAAAUAUUCAUUUAAAAUCAUUAGAUAUUAUUCAAAAUAAUGAUGAGAAACAAGUGAAAAUAACUAAAUCAUUAUAUCAAAAUAAUUUUCUAUCUGGAUCUAAUAUUGAAAAUUAUCGACAAAAAUUAAUAGAUAAUAAACAAAAACAUACACAACAACAACAACAACAACAACAGAAAAGUAUAAAUUCAACACGAUUACUUGGUCCAACAGCACGUUCUGUACUUGAGAAUGGUAGAAGUAUACAUCAAAAUCAUUGGAGUUUAAAUAUUACCAGCAAUACUGAUGGCAAUAACGAUACUACUACUACUACUACUACUACUAAUAAUAAUAAUAAUAUAAGCAGUAGUAAUAGUUGUACCAAUUUUAAAGAGAAUAAAAACAGAAUAAAACGAAAUAGUUUAUCAGCUAAAACAUUAAAUGAAAAAUUAAAGAAUAAUACUAAUGAAACAUUAUCAUGUAUUAUAAAUUAUGAUAGAUCAUUUAAUUCUCAGCAAGAUAUUAAAAAUUCAUGCAUUAAUGGUUCAACAAUAAAUCAGUUAUUAAGAAGUCAGCGUUUAACGAAGCCUUAUUCAGAAGUUUCACUUCAUCAAGAAACUGGUAAAACUUCAAUAAAACAUAACAACAACAAGGCUAAACAACUCAGUGGAAAAGAUUCAGUGUUAACCUCGAUUAGGUCAACCAGUUCACAACCAAUUCAGCAAAAACAACAUCGAAAAGAUGCUGAAGGUGUAAAUCUUCACUCAGGUGAAAAAUUGAACAAUAGUCGACUUGAAGAUGUUGGCCAAAAACAAAAUAAGCACAGUUAUUUCCCACUAAAGACAACUAAAACAUUAUUAACUCCAACGAAUUUAACUGAAAAACGAUAAUCAUAAUAAUAAUAAGACUUACAUUAAAAGAAAUAUUAUAAAGGAAUAACACACAAAUACAUACACACACACACAACAUCAUAAAGUAAUACAAAGUGAAAAAAUAUAUCAAGAAAAUAUACAAACAAAUUAACCAAUGUACAAAGUAUUCGUUACCAUAACAACACUAUGAUACUUUGCUUCGAAAGUCUACCUACAUUCAAGCAUGUGUAUGUAUCGCACAAUUGAAACGAUUAAUGUGAUGUAUUCAAGAAAUGAAAUAACAAUAACCAGAAUAACUGUAUAUAUGAAUGACCCUGACUAGACAUAAUAGUUGGACACAUUGAAUACAAUUUGUAUCACAUGCAUCGUAUAGAAACGAAUGUUGAGUUCCUAUCAAGAAACUGAGAUGAAGAAAAAGAAUAUUCGCCGUUUAAUAAUUUGUAAUAUGUAAUUCAGGUUUGUUGACAUAUUUUGUUAUGGGAAAUAGAAUUGACACUAUAUUGUCUGUUGUUUGAAUAUAUUAUUUGUGUCCACUGUAAACAUGAGGAUGCAGUUAGUUACCUUGGUUACCUCUGAUGAUAUGUAAAUGGUACAAAUUGUGAAAAAAGAAAUUGUCUGUAAACAAUUGUAUUGUCUUAUAUAAAUUUGUAAAAUUUUACAUAAAAUAUUUGAUACCACUUAAAACCUAAAUUCCAAAUGUUAGUAUAACUAAGUGAAGGUAAAUUGUUAUCAACAUAACGACUGAAAGAGUGAAAUAUGAUAUGUAUAGACUCGAAGUAGGUAGUGAAUAAGGAAACAUGUUCAGAAGAUUUGAUCUCCUCUUUUCCUGUCUCUCUGUCUCCCUCUUUCAUUCUAUCUCUUUGUAUCUUUGACUGACACGGAAAAUGAAGAUAAACAUUACUGUCUACUGAAUGAAAAGUAUUUAAGUAGUAUGGAAGAUGAAAAAUAACAAACUGAAGAUGCAGGGGAAGGUGUCAACAUAGAUAAGAAACACAAGACACGUGAAACACUAUUUUUAUGGGUACUUGAUAAGUUGUUUAGAUUCAAUUCAAAACUUUUGUAUUUGGCAUAAGAGAAUUGAGUCUAUGAGACUAUUCAGAAUCACUUGCUGAAUGCUAUGAGACAUUUAUGUUUCGUUUCGAUUUCGUCUAAGUCACUUACAUCUUGUAUAACUACACUGUUCCAACCAUCGUUUCAAAUUCAUCAAUCGAAUUAAGCUAAUACUCCAAAGACUCAGACGAAAUCGAAACGAAACAUAUAUGUCUCAUAGUAUUCAGCAAAUCAUUCUGAAAAGUCUUAUUAACUUGGUUCUCUUAUGUAAACACAUAAGUUUUGAAUUGAAUCUUAACAACAUAUCAAGUGCCCUUCCAUUAAUAUAUGCACAUAUCAAAAAAGAAUAGUGUUCCACGUGUCUUGCAUUUCUAAUAUAUGUUUACGUCAUCCUCUGCAUCUUCAGUUUGUUAUUUUUCAUCUUCUAUACUACUUAAAUACUUCUCAUUCAGUAGACAGUAAUGUUUAUCUUCAUUUUCCGUGUCAGUCAAAGAUACAUAGAGAUAGAUGAAAGAGGGAGAUAGAGAGACAAGAAAAGAGGAGAUCAAAUCUUCUGAACAUGUUUCCUUAUUCACUACCUACUUCGAGUCUAUACAUAUCAUAUUUCACUCUUUCACAUAGUUAUACUAACAUUUGGAAUUUAGGUUUUAAGUGGUAUCAGAUAUAAGACAAUAUAAUUGUUUACAGACAAUUUUUUUUUCACAAUUUGUACCAUUUACAUAUCAUCAGAGGUAACCAAGGUAACUAACUGCAUCCUCAUGUUUACAGUGGACACAAAUAAUAUAUUCAAACAACAGACAAUAUAGUGUCAAUUCUAUUUCCCAUAACAAAAUAUGUCAACAAACCUGAAUUACAUAUUACAAAUUAUUAAACGGCGAAUAUUCUUUUUCUUCAUCUCAGUUUCUUGAUACGAACUCAACAUUCGUUUCUAUACAAUGCAUGUGAUACAAAUUGUAUUCAAUGUGUCCAACUAUUAUGUCUAGUCAGGGUCAUUCAUAUAUACAGUUAUUCUGGUUAUUGUUAUUUCAUUUCUUGAAUACAUCACAUUAAUCGUUUCAAUUGUGCGAUACAUACACAUGCUUGAAUGUAGGUAGACUUUUGAGGCAAAGUAUCAUAGUGUUGUUAUGGUAACGAAUACUUUGUAAAUUGGUUAAUUUGUUUGUAUAUUUUCUAGAUAUAUUUUUUCACCUUGUAUUACUUUGUGAUGUUGUGUGUGUAUGUAUGUAUUCGUGUGUUAUUCCUUUAUAUUUCUUUUAAUGUAAGUAUUAUUAUUAUUAUUAGCAUUAUGAUUACCUUUACCAUCAUGUUUUUGUUUCAAUGUAUGAUAUGUUUUCAAUAAUCUCCGUCAUUCUUAUUUUAACGUGAAGAGUUUUUAUUUUAGAAGAGAAAAAGAUUUUCGACUAAGAUUUCUAAAAUCGUUUUUCCCUCUCAUUUUAUUACUUUCAUUUUACUUCUUCUAUUAUCAAUUAAACAAAUGUACAACCCUGUGAUGAUAAUUUAAUUGAACAUUGAACAUUUUUGUGAUAACAUUUUUGUGGUAAAAAUAUUUUAUUUCUCUAUAGUAUAUUUCAGUGUUUGUCAGUUUUACUUGAUGUUUCAUAAUUCAACUUGAAAAUUCAUUGUUUUCUGUCAGUUGGAAGGAUAUGUCUGUAGAUUUUAUGUAUGUAUACUGAUAUUCGUUUAUUUAGGUGACUGAAAUGUUUGAAAGAUUACUUCAUGAUUUUCUUACACAUUUGUAAACAAAAAAACAUUUGAGAUACAUAUCGCUCUCAGAAAAUGUUACAAUUGUUCAAUGAAUAACUUUAUGUUGGACAUUGAAACAGAUUACUUCACUGUGGUAACUUGUAUAACUUACUAAAACAAAACAAACUGUAACUAUGGCUAGAAUACCUGAUCUUAGAUUUUAUAGAUGACCAUUUUGUAUAAUUAUACAAAAAAAAAUCUUCAAAAGUUAUUUCUUUUAAUAUACUGUGAUUCAAACAUUCUUUAUUAAUAUGAUACACCUCUUAAAUCCAAUUUUUAAACAAAUUAAUAUACAUAUUACUAACUACUAGAAUUCAGUAUUGCAUCAAGGUUAUCAUAAAAAUAAAUUGUAUUGGAAAAAUGAAUAAAAGUUU
Heterobilharzia americana is the source of this 4853-nucleotide messenger RNA. The record is from the annotation of a GenBank genome assembly. Lineage: Eukaryota; Metazoa; Platyhelminthes; Trematoda; Strigeidida; Schistosomatidae.